AUGUAUCUCAUUUCCUUAACAAUAUUUAUCCUACAUAAACUUUUUUGGGCUCUUCUAUUUUACAAUUAUGUAAAAUAACAAACUUAGGACAGGUUUAUUAAAUUCAUUAGAAAGAAUUUGUUGUUAAAGUUUUCGAGCUUUAUUUUUACAUUUUAUUAAAAACUGAUUAGCACAUACAUAUUUAUGUUACUUAGUUUAUUCUGUAUGACAAGUUUAAAAAUAUAAAUAUAAUUAUUAGAGAAGGAAAAAAUUAUGUUCAUUCACAUAAUAAUCAAUUUUAUAACAAUAUUAAUGUUGUUGCUUGAAUCACUAUUUACUUUAUAUUAUUUUGAUCAAUCAAUUACACAUUAAGUUAAAGAUAUUGAAAGAACAAGGCUUACCAAACCUCGUGUUAUUUAUUAAAUGUUCAUCAUAUUUUAGAUCUAUUAAGUUAUAUUGGUAAAUUUCGUUUAUAUAGAAUAUAUAUAAUCACUUUUAGUACUAAUAUCAGAGAUGACAUUAAUAUAUGAUUAAUUUAAAUAUUUUACGCUUAAUCUAACUUAUUAACAAAAAUCAACUUUUUUGGCAAUUUCAAUUAACAUAGCUUUUCAUUUACAUGUACUAAUUUUUCCAUAAUAAAUAUUGAAUCAAAUUUUAUUACCACAUUUUAUUUUUGGUUCGCUAACGUUUUAUAUUAUCAAUAAUUAUAAUAAUUAUUUAAAUAGUUUACAAUUAAAAUCGCUUUUUAAAACAGAAUUUAUAUCAACUUGGUAGAUGAAAUAUUCAUUGAUAAAAUUAAUUAAUAAUGAUUUAGAUUCAAAAUAAUCAGAGAUUAUCAUUAAAUCUCUAAUUGCUACUGAUCAUCGAUCAAAUUGUAAUGAUAUUAAAUGCUUCUACUGUUGCCAUUCAUAAAUUAUAUUUCCUACUUAAACAUGUGGAAUAACUCUUUAAAUAUAUCGUGAAUUCACAAUGAAAAAAAUGAAAUAAUUUAUGCAUUUAUUUAAACUUAAUUCUAAAUAAGAAUAAGAACAUUAAAUGCUUUUAUAAUAUGCUUUUAUGCUUUAUGAUUUUGGAUUAAUUAUGAGAUCUGUUAAACUCCUUUUUUAUUUGAAUUACACUUCUAAAAAUAACGAAAAUAUCAAAGUUAAUUCAUUUUCAUUUUCUCGAGAUUAAAUUUCUUAAAUCAAUAAUUUUGAUCUAUCAACAAUGAAUUAAACUUUUUUGUAAGAUUGUUUAGAAUAAAAUAAUACCUUUGUAUAAAUGCUUUCAGUUUAUAAUCUUAAAUUUACAUAUUUAGAUAAUUUAAAAUUAUCUUUUAUUUUUAAUUAAGCUAAAAGUAAGAUAAAUGCAUCUUUGGGUACUUCCCUUCAUGCAGCCUAAAAAUCAUUUAUUUCAGAUUAUAUUGAAUAAAAUAUAGAACUUGACAUUAUUAUGUCUUAAAAAGAAAAACUUAUAUUUGAUCUUAUUGAAAAAAAAUUGGAUUUCUAUUAAAAGAUUGUAUAAACAACAAUGAUUAAUGAUUAAAUUAGUGUUUUGCAUAAUAAAGUAUAUAAUCUGUGCUAAAAUUUAUAUGAGUUAGAAAAAUAGUUAGCAUUGGCAUAUAAACAUAAACCUUGUUUUAAAUUACAUAGAAUUGUGUGCUUUUUUUAUGGUGAAGUUUUAUGUGAUUACAAAAAGGCAAUCAAUUUUUUUAGAAAUUCAGACUUUUUUGAAGCAUAAAAAUUACAAUUUUAGUAAAUAAAAAAUUUUAACAUAAAUUCUUAAAAUGUUCAUUAUUUGAUUUUAGAAGUUAAAGAUGAUAUGGAAACUCUGAAAAUAUAACAAUUUUCUAAUAAGUUUUUUAAUACUUUUGGAGGAAAAUCAAUAACAGAAGAACAUUAGUUCAAUGAUUUGUUACCAAAAUAUUUAGUAUAACAUCAUAGUAACUUAGUGAAAAAGUUUUUUGAAACUGGUGAAGCUAAAUAUUAUUAAAUGUUUGAUAUAAAUUACAUAAAGAAUAAGAAUGAACUUUUAACUCCAAUAAAUUUAUGUUUUAUAAUUACUAACAAAUUUAUAAACUAAAAUAUCACAUUUGCUUCAUUUUUAUAAGAAGCAUCUUAAGAUUAAGUUUAUAUAUUAGUUGAUGGGGUUAGUUUAAGAUGUACAUUUACAUAGAAUUUACUAACUUUAAUUGGUUGGUUUGAAAGUGAUAUUGAGGCUUUAUGUAAAUAAGAAAAAUUUGAAGAUUUAUAAAUAACAAGAAUAUAUCCAAACUUUGUUAGAUUUAUAAGAUCAAAUAAGAUAAAAUAUUCCAAACUUAAUCAAAGUAUUCUCAUUUUACCAAAACCUUAAAAUAACAUACAAACUAAAAAUUCAAUUCUUCCUGGAGAGACUUAACUCUUUCUUAAUUAUGUUCAUACUGAAUGUGAUUUGGUUAUAACAAAAAAUAAAAUUGCAAAUUACGAAUAUUUUAUAAUAAAUGUUGUUAAAAUAGCUGAACAUUAAUAAACUUAGGUAUCUUUGAAAAGAAUAUCUAUUAAUAAGCCAAAAUUUUAAGAUUAAAGUAAAUAUUUAGUUGAUCAAACCGAUAAGUCAGAAAUUGAAAAAAUAAAUGCAAUUAAUUUAAAUAGUCAAACUAUUCCAGAGUCAAUAGCCAACAUGAAAAUUUAAAGUUGCAAUUCUAUAAAUAAAAAGUUAAGUAUUAAUAAUAAUAUUAUUAUGCCUAUCUAAUUCUCAAGAUAACAAACUAUUGUUAACAAUAAUUAGUAAUUGUUUUUUGCAGAAAAUGGUGCUGUUGAGCAUUAAGAAUAAGUAUUUGCUGCAUCAAAUAAAAUUGAUGAUAAAUUAAUGAGAAGAAGAAAAAUUAAGAAAACUACCAUUUAAAGUGAAACAUAUUUAGAUAAUACUUCAGUAAAUAAAAAGUAUUAGUUAAUUUAAUCAAUUUUGGGAGUUAAAUCUCCUAAACAUUUAUAAAAAUUCUUUUUUCUUGUAGUUUUAUGGCAUACUAUUUUUAUGUUGUUUAUUAUUCUUUUCUAUAUCUCUUUUAGAAGGGAUAUUACAAAUGUUAAAUUUUAAAUGGAAAUGUUAACUUUUCAUGCAGCUAUAAUGGCUCCUCAUGAUUUGUUUUUUUCUAUGAGAGUAACAAUUACUGCAUAUUAAUAAAUGUAAAGGGAAGGAUUUAUACCAAAAGAUAGAUUAUAAGAAUUAACUGAACCUUAUUAUCAAUAUAUUGACAUUGGAUUUUUAGAGUUAAAGGAUAGCUUUUAUGAAUAGUUUAAUAAUGAAUAUUUAUAAGAAUUCCUUAAUGAUUAAAAUAUUACCAUGUAUUUUAUGGAAGAUAAUGAAACUUAAAUUUAUCCCAUCAAUCUAUCUUUUAGGGAUGCACUCUUCGUAAUUUUAUAAUAUUAAUUUUCAUAAAUGAUGACAUUUUAAUACAGAGAAAGUACUUCUGGAAAACCAUUUCAAAUUUCUUUAUUUGCUAAUUACUUUAAAUUGCAUAACCAAUGUGAAAAUAUUACAAAUGAUAUCUCUCAAUACUCAAUCGAAAAUAAAAAUUAUGUUUAAAAUAAACAAUAAAUUAUUUUACUUAUCGGAUAUUUUAUUGUUAGUUUGCUUUACAUUAUAAUUUAAUGUUAUUAGAUCAAUUAUUUCAUUUAAAUUGAUAUGCUAUUUUUUUUGUUAAAUACAAUUAGUUAUGAAAUGAUAGAAUCAGAAAUUGAUAAACUCACUGGUUAUAAAAAUCAAUAUAAAUUGGAUAGGCAUUGUUUAUAAUAAUAUGAUCCAAUUAAUAGAUCUUGUGAUUAUUUGAUAAAACCAAAUAAAUUUUAAGAGUAAAAAUAUCUUAAAUUGCAUUUAGGAUCAUUCAACAAUUAAAAAUUACUAAACUAUUUGUUGUUAAUAUGUUUAUUUAUUUUUAUUUCUAUUUUAUUUUUAUUUACAUUUAUAACUACUUAUCUUUAUUUAAUUAAAUAUAAUGAUACAUUAUACUUAUUUUAGAAAAUACAAGAUUUUAAAUUAAGAACUGGAAAUUUAUAUUUGUAUCGAGAAAUAUUAUUUAGAUGGAAUAAUUUUACAUUUUUAAAUGAUCAAGAUAAAAUUCAACUUUAUACACUUAUUGAUUCAGCACAAUAAUCUAUCUAAAAUUAUAUAUAAAUAUCAGAUACAAUGAGAUUUGAUUAAUUUUUGGUAGAUGAUGACUUUAUAUAAUUGUUUCUCUCCAUUAGUAAAGAAAAUCUAUGCUAAUUUAUAGAUAAAGUAAUUUUUUUUAUAAUUCUUAUAGAAUUUUUAGAAUCUAACUUCUAAAUAUUGUGAGUUAGCAUUUGAUGGUAUGUUAAAACAAGGCAUGAUUUCUACUUUAACUUAUUUAUCUAAUUCCUUCAAAACUUAACAAACCAUCAAUAAUUUUACUAAACGUGUAGAGAUUAAUUAUUAUGAAUAAGAAAGUUCUUAAAUAGUGACAAGAGUAUUUUUUGCUCUUUCGGAAUAACUUAGUUAAAGUGCAGACUCCAAAGCUAAUUUCACAAAUACAGUAAUAGAAGUAUCCUAUUUUUAUUAUUUUAGUACUUAUGUAUUUGUUAUUUUUGCUAUAUUGUUAUAAUAUUAUUUCUAUUUUAUUGUUUUUAUCAUCCAUAUUUAGCUUGGCUAUUUUAAUCUCUGAAAAGAAUUGUACAUUUAAUACCUUUUGAAGCUUUAAUAUUUAGUGAUUCUUUAGAAAUUUAAUUGAAAGAAUUAAUUUAUAGGUUACAAUUACUUUGA
This is a messenger RNA of Paramecium sonneborni, 4713 nucleotides long. Lineage: Eukaryota; Ciliophora; Oligohymenophorea; Peniculida; Parameciidae. The record is from the annotation of a GenBank genome assembly.